Messenger RNA from Dacryopinax primogenitus, 1007 nucleotides. RefSeq lists its product as uncharacterized. Bases 7 to 978 code for a protein of 323 amino acids. Gene Ontology annotation, cellular component: Prp19 complex; U2-type catalytic step 2 spliceosome; U2-type catalytic step 1 spliceosome. The transcript is spliced from 4 exons. Gene Ontology annotation, molecular function: metal ion binding; U6 snRNA binding; pre-mRNA binding. The record is from RefSeq and is a predicted model, not a curated record. Lineage: Eukaryota; Fungi; Basidiomycota; Dacrymycetes; Dacrymycetales; Dacrymycetaceae.
GUUAGGAUGCCUAAAGCAGAUAUAAACAAAGCUGGAUGGGAGACGAGUGAUUUCCCAAUCCUAUGUGAAACAUGCCUGGGUGAGAACGCCUACAUCCGGAUGUCCAAGCAAGAGUUCGGGAAAGAAUGCGGUUCUUGCGCCAGACCGUUCACCGUCUUCCGCUGGAACCCUGGUCAGGGAGCGAGGUUCAAGAGCACAGUCGUGUGCCAGACAUGUGCGAAGGUGAAGAACGUCUGCCAGUGCUGUUUGCUCGACUUGGAGUAUGGCCUCCCUGCCCAGGUUAGGGACACUGCUCUUGGGGUCAGGGCGGACGCGCCCCAGAGCGAGAUAAACCGGGAGUAUUAUGCGCAGAAUAUGGAGGCUAAGAUGGACAGCAACGGCAUGCUUAGCGGGACGGGAAGCGCUUCCACUGCAGGGAAGGAGAUGCUCAAGAAGCUCGCAAGACAGACACCGUACUACAAGCGAAACGCACCGAACAUCUGCUCCUUCUUCGUGAAAGGCCAGUGUAACCGCGGUGCGGACUGUCCAUAUCGGCACGAGAUACCCCAGAAAACAGAACUCUCGAACCAAAAGCUCCAGGAUAGGUACCACGGGACAAACGACCCCGUAGCACACAAGAUCCUCAUCCAGCACGCUGCCGACGCCGGGCUCGCACCGCCCGAAGACCAGUCCAUAACCGCGUUCAUGCUCGCCGCCCUCCCCCAAACUUCGCAGGAAGCGAUCACCUUUGCUCUUCGGCAGGCCGUCCCGAAACUGAAAGAAGAAGACCUGAGAGGGGUCGUCUAUGUGGAGAAGUCAAACUGCGCGUUUAUCAAUUUCCGCACCCGGGCAGCGGCGGAGGAGAACGCGAAGGCACUGGCGAAGGGGCUGGAGAUUGGGGGAAGGACAAUCGGGCUUCGGUGGGCGAGACCGCGCCAGAAAAAGCCGGCAGCGGGGACUGCGACCGCAACACCGGCACUGGAGGCGGCUGAGGCAUAGACGUGUAUUGUAUCAUUAGUCGGACAUCU